Molecule: messenger RNA, 4033 nt
Organism: Lytechinus pictus (painted urchin)
Lineage: Eukaryota; Metazoa; Echinodermata; Echinoidea; Temnopleuroida; Toxopneustidae
Product: mitochondrial glycine transporter-like
Exons: 10
Coding region: 442-1362 (306 amino acids)
Biological process (GO): glycine import into mitochondrion
Cellular component (GO): mitochondrion; mitochondrial inner membrane
Molecular function (GO): glycine transmembrane transporter activity
Source: RefSeq, a predicted model, not a curated record
GAAGUCAGACUGUCAAAAGAUGGCGCUAAUGCAGAUUUCUCAGAGUUCUCGAAUAGAGUCAGCCGAGUUGAGGGAUUGUCCAAACUUUGAAACCAAAUUUCUCUAUUUUUCUAGUGUAACGUACGUUGGAGUUGUAUUUGCCAGUUGAUCGAAGACGACAGAGCUGCUCUGAUAACGUAUUAUAAGCGUUUUCAAGUAAAAUAAAGCAAGCUGGCUUGUUCUCUUCCACUGGAAAUCGAUACUGCAGUGCCAGGGCCAUUCCUGAUCAUUGACGAUCUAAGCCGAUCUCUCUGUCCUAGCUAGUCUUCAUUCUGCUACUAGGGGAAAUGAAUAUGUAGGGAAAAUCUGUAUGAUUGACUGAGCUUACGAUAUAAUACUGCCCUCUGUGACAUAUUAAUAGUGUUCUCUAGACACAGGAAGCAGUUACUUCUUGAAGGUCAAAUGUCCGACAGGGUGUCGGGUCAUGGCCCAGAGGAUUAUACAUCAGUGUCCUUUUCAACUAAGCUGCUAGAAAGUCCAUCAGUGAAAUCUUUCCUUGCAGGAGUCAUAAGCAGUACCAGUUCCUGUAUCCUUCUGCAGCCGUUAGACCUUGUCAAAACCCGUAUCCAGUCUGCACGUUCUACUCUACAUAAUCAAUCGGGGCCUGCCAAAUCCUGUCGGAAGGGUCUGCUUGCUACCACAGUUGAUGUUGUAAAGAAUGAGAGAGUAUUUGGUCUCUGGCAAGGAUUAACACCAUCGCUAGUGAGAACUGUGCCUGGUGUUGGUCUCUAUUUCCUGUCCUUACAUACCAUCCAGACAACAUUUGGAUGGCCUGAAUUAAAUGCUUCACAAGGGUUGUUUGUAGGUGCUCUUGCCAGGUGCAUUGUGGGUACUGCUUUACUACCUGUGACUGUUGUAAAGACAAGAUUUGAGAGCAAACAGUAUUUUUACAGAGGCAUUACUAGCGCACUCAGGAAUAUACACAAAGAGGAAGGAUACAGAGGUCUGUACAGCGGGCUGUCAGCUACUCUUCUUCGCGAUGCUCCUUUCUCUGGACUAUACUUGGCUUUCUACUCCCAAGCCAAGCUACUUGUACAUUCAGCCUCCAGUCAGAUGACGAUUCCUGUUCAUUUUGCGUGUGGUGUAGCCGCCGGUAUUCUUGCCUCCUCCGUCACUCAACCUUUUGAUCUUGUCAAGACACACAUGCAGUUGAAUCCUUCCAAGUACCCUGGCUUUACAUCUACUUUCAAACACAUUGUUAAGAACCAAGGUGUGACGGGUUUGUUUUCGGGUAUGGUCCCACGAUGCAUCAGAAGAACACUAAUGGCUGCGUUAACAUGGACAGUCUAUGAAGAGAUGAAGGUCAGGCUGCAUUUGAAGUAAGAUAUCUAUGAAAGAAAUUUUUACAACUUAGUGCUGAAAUUAUUUUCGAUAACUUUCAAACUUGUGAAAAAGUAUGAUGAUCAAAAGAAAUGUGCAUGUAUACUAUAUUGGAGUCUGUUAUUGGAUCAUUCAAGUGCCUGCUGUUCGUUGACUGCCAAAAAUGCCAAAGUAGCAUCAUCAGCUAUGACAAAUUCAAGAUAUUUGUGAGGGUAUUAUCUUCAGUGUAAUACUCUGCUUCAGCUUAUGCUGAUACCAUCAUGCUACAGUAUUAAACACCUUUGCAUACAUGUAUGUCACUUGUAUAUUGCACAAUUGCAGUCAAACCAAGGAUUCCCAAUAAAGCAUAGUUAACGUACAUGCUAAGAACCAAAAGGCCGAUGCCUGUUGGAGUUUAUUUGUAGUUUGAAAAUUGUAUUGCAGACGCAACCAAUUGCAGAGGAGCUAAUUACGUGCAAGAUAUGCAUUACUAGUCUGACAGCUAACCCCAAACUAUGCUGCAUGUGAGGUUGGCCGAGUACUUAAAUCGUAGCAAUAUGCAGUAUAUUAUGCAAAGGUGUGGAUUCAUACUUUACUUAAUGAACCUUAAAGUAUAAAUGAACAUAUAGUGUAGGGGAUAAUUCAAUUGAACUGAUACCUGAUCAAAUGAAAAUUAAAUGCCAGUGGAUGAUAUACAUUGUUUUGGUGAAUAGAACAGUGUGUCCCAGAAAAAAAAAAGAACUUGUAUCUUUGGGGAAAAUUAAGCGUUAAUCAGAAACCGGCUUUUAAUUUCUGUUAAUUAGGCAAACGAUGAUGCAAAUCAAAAUAGACAUCAAUAUUCAUACAGUUUAUUGCAGUAAAUACCAGGAUUGCUAAAUGACUUUAAAAACUUAUGAUUAUUUUUGUAUUCUGUCUUUGUUACCAUUUGAUAAUCAGUGCAUGAAACAUUUGAAGUUCAGUAAGUAAUUUUAUUGAAAAGCAUAUUUAUCUUGUCAUUAAAAGGAAUAACCAGAUUAUGUCCAGUUUAAACUGAUACAGUAUCAAGAGCAGGAGCUAUGGGUGCCAUCUCGGCCAUGGCAUUAAUUUUCCUCCGCAAGGAACUUAUCCAAAUUGUGCUGCACUCGACCCAGGUGCAGGAGGUGAUAGAAUAUAAAUAAAGGGAACCUGAGGAAUGUGUAGUCUUUGAAAGACUUAUGCACUAGGGUAGGGGCUAGACUGAUACAGUAUCGAGAACAGGAGCUAUUGGUGCCAUCAGUGGGAUGUGGGUUAAAAUCUCCACCAUGGCAUCAAUUAAUUUCCCUCCGCAAGGAACUUAUCCAAAUCGUGCUGCACUCGACCCAGGUGCAGGAGGUGAUAGAAUAUAAAUAAAGGGAACCUGAGGAAUGUGUAGUCUUUGAUAGACUUCUGCACUAGGAUUAGGGCUGGGCUAAAGACAGGGUAGUGAUGACAAUGGGUACUUUAAGUACUCUAAAGAAAUGAUACAUGGUUAACAUUUUUAUUAUUGAUAAUCAUAAUGUCAUUAUAUUCAUCAUUAUCGUCAUCAUCACCAUUGCAUAAUUUUAUACCAUAUUAUUAAUUAUAACUAAUGAAAACUAAUUUUGAUUGGCCAUUGAGCAUUGAUACCUGAUGGUGUUCCAUAAAGCUGUUCUUAAGAUAAGAUCGACUUUAAGAACGACUGGUGACCCUUUCUUGUGGUAAAUGGUAUACACUAAAAUGUUCUUUGGCAAUGAUUUAGCGCGUAAGAAAGGUUCACCAGUCGUUAUUAAAGCUUUAUGAAACGCCCCCUGGGUUGAAAUUAUUUGUGACCACAAUUGCAGUUUUAGGAAACGGGGUCCAGAAGUACAUGUGUGUAUUUAUCAUUUUGUACCAGGAAAGUUGGUUUUUGCAUGCAUAAAGAGGUGGUAUAUUAGCAAGAGUUACAAGAAAGCCAACCCUAAUUAUGGUUACUUUUUUCUUGAAAACAAAUUUUUGAUCAUAUUUGCAUGCAAUUUGGGAGGGGGGGGGGUGGGGAUUCCGAAGUUCUGACUUUUAAACAUGUAUGUGGCUUGUGCCAAUGAACAAAAUUAUCUGCAUGUAUUUUCAGUACUACAUCUGUCAUUGUGAAGUAAGUAUAACUAUUUGUUACAAUGUUCAUCAUUAAAGUGCCUUUGCAAAUAUUGGAUCAGCUGAUACAUGUUGAUUUGCGUAAGCCAAACAGCCAGCCAAGACUGAUGGUCUAUUAUAGGUCCACUGUUCGUAUAUUUUAUUGUAUAUAUUACACCUCAAAGAGGAAAAUGUCUAUAUUCUCUAUUGAUUUCACAUUGAAGGCACUGUGACUUACUGUUGUAGAGUGCACUACUGUGUUUGCCCAUGUGGCUAAUGUGUAGUAAUUAACGUAAGGUUUAUAUGUCAUAAACAGUAAUCAAAUGAAAAUGUAAUAUUCAAUUAUUGAAAUGCUCCAUAUGAUCUUGUGACUGACUUUGUUUUGAAAAUAUAAAGACAGAAAGAUGUUUUCUAAAAAGUUGAUAGAGAUCAAUUGUUUCUUUAUAAAAUAUAUUUUGUGCAAUCUUUUAUGUAUACUGAUAUUAACUUCCAAUUUCAGAGGAACGAACAAAAUGUGGAAAGAAUACCAUGAUUUAGAGACAACUCAAAUAUGUAGUUGAGUUAUAUUCUGUUCAGUUGACUAAGUAAAUAAAAGAUGAAAUAUUAUUACAUA